Molecule: messenger RNA, 1654 nt
Organism: Dreissena polymorpha
Lineage: Eukaryota; Metazoa; Mollusca; Bivalvia; Myida; Dreissenidae
Product: bifunctional peptidase and (3S)-lysyl hydroxylase Jmjd7-like
Exons: 8
Coding region: 84-1007 (307 amino acids)
Molecular function (GO): 2-oxoglutarate-dependent dioxygenase activity
Source: RefSeq, a predicted model, not a curated record
GUGAAAGUAGAAAUUCACAAGCAUGAAUCCAUAACUGAAUACUUACUUGUAUUUGGUACCGUUCUUUGAGAGGAAACGGCUCAAUGGACCAAGUGAAAAGAGUCUUAGAAAGUUUAUCAAUUGAAGCCAGAGAGCUGUAUAUUGACAAGGAGGUUCCAGUUCUAGACAAGGCUCUGACCCCUCUGGAGUUCUACAGGAAACACGUGGCCUCCAACAAGCCAGUUGUCAUCAAUAAUGCCAUCAAACGGUGGCCUGCCCUUACCAAGUGGAGUAAUCAAUACCUCAGGGACAAGAUUGGCACAAAGGAGGUGACGGUAGCUGUGACUCCAAAUGGCUAUGCAGAUGCAGUCACAGACGGCAAGUUUGUAUUGCCGGAGCAGAGAUCAAUGAGCAUGUCAGCCUUCCUGGACAUCAUGGAGAACCCAGGCUCUGCCAAUGGGAUCUUUUAUGUGCAGAAACAGAACUCGAACCUGACAGAUGAGUUUGUUUCAAUCAUGGGAGAUGUUGAGGAGCUGUCUUGGGGAUCUGAAGCCUUUGAUAAGAAGCCGGAUGCAGUGAACUUUUGGAUGGGAGACCACAGAGCAGUUACAUCAAUGCACAGGGAUCACUAUGAGAACCUGUACUGUGUGGUGAGAGGCUGGAAGAAGUUCACCCUGCUGCCACCUACAGACCUGCCAUAUGUGCCGUAUGAGACAUUUGAUGUAGGAACAUUCAAAGAAGUGGAUGGAAAGUUCAUUGUUGAAGAUAAUGAAGAUAUGGAGAAGGUACCCUGGAUUGCGCUGGAUCCCCUAUCUCCGGACUAUGAUCGGUUCCCAGCCUUUAAAAGUACCUGUCCCAUAGAGGUUACAGUUCAUGCUGGCCAGGUGCUCUAUCUGCCGUCGCUAUGGUUUCAUCAUGUGCAGCAGUCACAUGGAUGUAUUGCAGUGAACUACUGGUAUGACAUGGAGUUUGACAUCAAGUACAACUACUACAAGUGCAUCGAGAGCCUGGUUGACAUCACAAAGUGAAAUGCUGACCGUCCAGAUGAAUUGUUUGCAUGCAGAGUUAAAGGCUCUAAGAAGAAUUUCAAGUGUUCUUCAGUUCACAUUCGGUCGUCUGUGUUAUGAACAAACUGUGCUUCACAAAAAGAAAGCUUCAAGCGUAACACAUUUUAAUUUAUCCCACUGGUAUAUUGGCGCUUAGACAUAAGAAUUGCUUAUGAGCAAAAUGUUUCUCUUCUUAGCUCCAGCUUUGUUCUAUUCUAACUCUUUAAUUAAAUAGCAAAUGGCUACUGGUAAUGAUCACAUAAAAGAAACAUACAACUUGCGCUCUCUGAAAACAGGGCUUAAUAUAUGUGCUUCAAGUGUUGUUGCAGAUAUGCUGGUGCAGUGCUCACAGGCUUAUCAGGUCCAACACCUUCAAACUUUUUUUAAGUGGAAAGUGUCGUCCCCAUUUAAAAUCUGCUGACUACACCAGCUAAUAUGGGACAAAAACUUUUCAAUCGUGCUUUUAGUCCGUUUUACCAGAAAGCGGCUCAUAAAAGCUGUUGUUUGGUCAUCAAGUUACACAAAGUUGACUUUCCAGCGUUCAUAACAUAUUCCUGGUAUCAAUUGUUAAAGUGCUAUGUACAUCUGCAAAUAUUUUAUUGAUGAAUAAAGAUUAUUUAUUGGUUUCA